This is a messenger RNA of Schistocerca americana (American grasshopper), 952 nucleotides long. RefSeq names its product H/ACA ribonucleoprotein complex subunit 2-like protein (gene NHP2). The coding region runs from base 156 to 668 and encodes 170 amino acids. Gene Ontology annotation, biological process: snRNA pseudouridine synthesis; rRNA pseudouridine synthesis. Lineage: Eukaryota; Metazoa; Arthropoda; Insecta; Orthoptera; Acrididae. Gene Ontology annotation, cellular component: box H/ACA snoRNP complex. The transcript has 3 exons. The record is from RefSeq and is a predicted model, not a curated record. Gene Ontology annotation, molecular function: box H/ACA snoRNA binding.
AAUAUAUGUAGUCUGUGGCGUUUUUUGUUUAUCUGUUGUAGGCACGUGUUGUUGUGUUUGUGAGUUUCAGUUGAAAAGUGGGAAUAAACAAAUGUGCAGUGUAUCGUAACUCCUAGCCGGUACUGUUUAUUUAUUUAGAAAAUUUUGUUGAAGUAAUGGGCAAAACUAAAAAGAUCAAGCAAGAGCCUGGUGCGGAAAAUGAACCAGUAGCUGAGGAGCAAGAAACAGCAGAAAUUCUCGAUGUUUCCACAAUUAAGAAGGAAGACUUAAGUUAUGACGAGAAGUGCGCAUUUGCUACGUCGAUUGCAAAACCAAUGGCCUCAAGGAAGCUUGCAAAGAAACUGUAUAAAUUAAUUAAGAAAGCGGCAGCCCACAAAACAUAUCUGCGGAAUGGUCUUAAGGAUGUACAGAGGAGGAUAAGGAAGGGAGAAUCCGGAAUUGUGGUGUUGGCAGGGGAUGUGACACCAAUUGACAUAAUGUGCCACCUUCCAGUUGUCUGUGAGGAUAGAAAUAUACCAUAUGUGUAUACACCAUCACGUCAAGAUCUUGGACAAGCUAUGGGUGUGAAAAGGAGCUGUAUUGUCAUGAUGGUGCGUGAACAUCAAGAAUAUAAAGAUACUUUUGAUGAAUUAGCAAAAGAACUAAAGACAUUGACUUACCCAAUUUAAAUGCUUUUGCAUUUUGUUGGUGAAUAAUUAUUGAAUAAAAUCUCCGAUCUCAUUAGAGAGAACAAAUAUGGGGGAACUGGGAACAGUUACUGUAAAUGACUAUGCAUUUUUCAAAAAAUAUAUAUAUUGAUUUUAAUAUGAACUAUUGCACACAACUUGACUGUGACAUUGCUUUGGUAAAGUGAGAGAUCUUUGUUCAUGAAUGUGAGUGCAUUAUUAAUAAAAACUGACUUUGAUGUAUCAUUAAUGCGUAAGUCAAUGAUCAAAUAAACCAUUAAUUUUAA